Messenger RNA from Penicillium samsonianum, 303 nucleotides. RefSeq lists its product as uncharacterized. NCBI's taxonomy places the organism in Eukaryota, Fungi, Ascomycota, Eurotiomycetes, Eurotiales, Aspergillaceae. Bases 1 to 303 code for a protein of 100 amino acids. The record is from RefSeq and is a predicted model, not a curated record. The transcript has a single exon.
AUGGGCAACAGCAAGGGCAAAAACAAGGGCAAGGGUAGAGGUAAGAAAAGAAGUCACAGUCCGAAGGAGAACAAGGUCGCAACAAAGGUUCAGAGCAUGUCUGAGGUCAAGGUCGACGACAAGCAUCACUGUCUUAAGAAGCGACCUACUCAUGUUCGGACUCCGCGAUGCAUUCGUUUAGGCCAUGUGGUCCAAUGUCCGAUUCACACUGACAGCUACCCGCGACGAUUGAGUGAGUGUGUGCCGUGUAAUAGUGCUGACAGACGACUAGUGCAACAAGAGCGCAAGGACAAAGGGAAGUAG